Ceratotherium simum simum (southern white rhinoceros) is the source of this 3689-nucleotide messenger RNA. NCBI's taxonomy places the organism in Eukaryota, Metazoa, Chordata, Mammalia, Perissodactyla, Rhinocerotidae. The record is from RefSeq and is a predicted model, not a curated record.
GUUUUGAAGAUCAUGACCACAUGGAUGCAUCUAACUAUAUGGUACCUGGGGACAUGUUGGUCCUUUAAAGAGCACAUCUAAAUUACUGGCUAAUUCCUUGGUUUGCCACUCAACGUAGGACAUCGUUUGACAUAGCUCUAUCUAUCAGAACUCUCCUAAAUUUUCCCCACCAUGCUAUCUUUAUUAGCUUGAACUCCUUUCCUAAAAUGGUCCUUCUGUUGAUUCUGUCAGUCCUGCUUUUGAAAGAAGAUGUCCGUGGGAGUGCACAGUCCAGUGAGAGGAGGGUGGUGGCUCACAUGCCAGGUGACAUCAUUAUUGGAGCUCUCUUUUCUGUCCACCAUCAGCCCACCGUGGACAAAGUUCAUGAGAGGAAGUGUGGGGCAGUUCGUGAACAGUAUGGCAUUCAGAGAGUGGAGGCCAUGCUGCACACCCUGGAAAGAAUCAACUCAGACCCCACGCUUUUGCCCAACAUCACACUGGGCUGUGAGAUAAGGGAUUCCUGCUGGCACUCGGCUGUGGCCCUAGAGCAGAGCAUUGAGUUCAUAAGGGACUCUCUCAUUUCUUCAGAAGAAGAAGAAGGUUUGGUGCGCUGUGUGGAUGGCUCUUCCUCUUCUUUCCGCUCCAAGAAGCCCAUAGUAGGGGUCAUUGGGCCUGGCUCCAGUUCUGUGGCCAUUCAGGUCCAGAACUUGCUCCAGCUUUUCAACAUACCUCAGAUUGCUUACUCAGCAACAAGCAUGGAUCUGAGUGACAAGACUCUGUUCAAGUACUUCAUGAGGGUUGUGCCUUCAGAUGCCCAGCAGGCACGGGCCAUGGUGGACAUAGUGAAGAGGUACAACUGGACCUAUGUGUCAGCUGUGCACACAGAAGGCAACUAUGGAGAAAGUGGGAUGGAAGCUUUCAAAGAUAUGUCAGCCAAGGAAGGGAUUUGCAUCGCUCAUUCUUAUAAAAUCUACAGCAAUGCGGGGGAGCAGAGCUUCGAUAAGCUGCUGAAGAAGCUCACGAGUCACUUGCCCAAGGCCAGGGUGGUGGCCUGCUUCUGUGAGGGCAUGACGGUGAGAGGUCUGCUGAUGGCCAUGAGGCGCCUGGGUCUGGCAGGAGAAUUUCUGCUUCUGGGCAGUGAUGGCUGGGCUGACAGGUAUGAUGUGACAGAUGGAUAUCAGCGAGAAGCUGUUGGUGGAAUCACAAUCAAGCUCCAAUCUCCAGAUGUCAAGUGGUUUGAUGAUUAUUAUCUGAAGCUCCGGCCAGAAACAAACCUCCGAAACCCUUGGUUUCAAGAAUUUUGGCAACAUCGUUUUCAGUGCCGCCUGGAAGGGUUUGCACAGGAGAACAGCAAAUACAACAAGACUUGCAACAGUUCUCUGACUCUGAGAACACAUCAUGUUCAAGAUUCCAAAAUGGGAUUUGUGAUCAAUGCUAUCUAUUCCAUGGCCUACGGGCUCCACAACAUGCAGAUGUCCCUCUGCCCAGGCUACGCGGGCCUCUGCGAUGCAAUGAAGCCUAUCGAUGGACGGAAACUUUUGGACUCCCUGAUGAAAACCAAUUUUACUGGGGUUUCUGGAGACAUGAUCCUAUUCGAUGAGAACGGAGACUCUCCAGGAAGGUAUGAAAUAAUGAAUUUCAAGGAAAUGGGAAAAGAUUAUUUUGAUUACAUCAAUGUUGGAAGCUGGGACAAUGGAGAAUUAAAAAUGGAUGAUGAUGAAGUAUGGUCCAAGAAGAGCAACAUCAUCAGAUCUGUGUGCAGUGAACCAUGUGAGAAAGGCCAGAUAAAGGUUAUCCGGAAGGGAGAAGUCAGCUGUUGUUGGACCUGUACACCUUGUAAAGAGAAUGAGUAUGUCUUUGAUGAGUACACCUGUAAGGCGUGCCAGCUGGGGUCCUGGCCCACCGAUGACCUUACAGGUUGUGAUUUGAUCCCAGUACAGUAUCUUCGCUGGGGUGACCCUGAGCCCAUUGCAGCUGUGGUGUUUGCCUGCCUAGGCCUGCUCGCCACCCUGUUUGUUACUGCAGUCUUCAUCAUUUACCGAGAUACACCAGUAGUCAAGUCCUCCAGCAGGGAACUCUGUUACAUUAUCCUUGCUGGCAUCUGCCUGGGCUAUUUAUGUACCUUCUGCCUCAUUGCAAAGCCCAAACAGAUUUAUUGCUACCUUCAGAGAAUUGGCAUUGGUCUCUCCCCAGCCAUGAGCUACUCAGCCCUUGUAACCAAGACCAAUCGUAUUGCGAGGAUUCUGGCUGGCAGCAAGAAAAAGAUCUGUACCAAAAAGCCCAGAUUCAUGAGUGCCUGUGCCCAGCUGGUGAUUGCUUUCAUUCUCAUAUGCAUCCAGUUGGGCAUCAUCGUCGCCCUCUUUAUAAUGGAGCCUCCUGAUAUAAUGCACGACUACCCAAGUAUUCGAGAAGUCUACCUGAUUUGUAAUACCACCAACCUAGGAGUUGUCACUCCUCUCGGAUACAAUGGAUUGCUGAUUUUGAGCUGUACCUUCUAUGCUUUCAAGACCAGAAAUGUUCCAGCUAACUUCAAUGAGGCCAAGUAUAUCGCCUUCACGAUGUACACCACCUGCAUUAUAUGGCUGGCCUUUGUGCCAAUCUACUUUGGCAGCAACUACAAAAUCAUCACCAUGUGUUUCUCAGUCAGCCUCAGUGCCACAGUGGCGCUGGGCUGCAUGUUUGUGCCGAAAGUGUACAUCAUCCUGGCCAAACCAGAGAGAAACGUGCGCAGCGCCUUCACCACGUCUACCGUGGUGCGCAUGCACGUGGGGGAUGGCAAGUCAUCCUCAGCAGCCAGCAGAUCCAGCAGCCUAGUCAACCUGUGGAAGAGGAGAGGCUCCUCUGGGGAAACCCUAAGGUACAAAGACAGGAGACUGGCCCAGCACAAGUCGGAAAUAGAGUGUUUCACCCCCAAAGGGAGUAUGGGGAAUGGUGGGAGAGCAACAAUGAGCAGCUCCAAUGGGAAAUCCGUCACGUGGGCUCAGAACGAGAAGAGCAGCCGGGGGCAGCACCUGUGGCAGCGGCUGUCCAUCCACAUCAACAAGAAGGAGAACCCCAACCAAACGGCCGUCAUCAAGCCCUUCCCCAAGAGCACGGAGAGCCGCGGCCUGGGCGCGGGGGGCUCGCCGUCGCCCAUCAGCACGCUGAGCCGCCGCGCGGGCCCGGCCAGCCGCACGGACGACGACGUGCCGUCGCUGCACUCGGAGCCCGCGGCGCGCAGCAGCUCCUCGCAGGGCUCGCUCAUGGAGCAGAUCAGCAGCGUGGUGACCCGCUUCACGGCCAACAUCAGCGAGCUCAACUCCAUGAUGCUGUCCACCGCGGCGCCCGGGCCCGGCGUGGGCGCGCCGCUCUGCUCGGCCUACCUGAUCCCCAAAGAGAUCCAGCUGCCCACGACCAUGACGACGUUCGCCGAAAUCCAGCCGCUGCCCGCCAUCGAGGUCACCGGCGGCGCGCAGGCCGCGGCGGCGGCCCCGCCGGCUGGGGGCGCUGCCCGGGAGAGCCCGGCGGCCGGGCCCGAGGCUGCGGCCGGCAAGCCGGACCUGGAGGAGUUGGUGGCUCUCACCCCGCCGUCGCCCUUCAGAGACUCGGUGGACUCGGGGAGUACAGGCCCCAACUCGCCAGUGUCCGAGUCGGCCCUCUGUAUCCCAUCGUCUCCCAAAUACGACACGCUUAUCAUAAGAGAUUACACUCAGAGCUCCUCGUCGUUGUGA